AUGGAGCAGGAUGGCCUCGAUGACAACGUUGCAGUCAUGGACGCUUGGUAUUCGCAGUAUUUAUCAGCGAAGAACAUCGACGCAGUUUCAGACUCUAUACAAUCGGAACCGCUUGACCUCCAAGCAGUCGAAGAUCAGAUCCUUGAGGCCAUGAACGAUACCAACGUCGUCGCCGGAUUCUGCUCCCCAUGCCAAGCCAUGUUAGACAAUUGGCCCGAUUUCGAGGCAUACACAGCAGAGGAACGCCUCGAGGAAGACUCAAGUGGAAGCGAUGCUGAAUCCUCCUCGCUGUCCGUGGGCUUCAGUGCCACAUCAAAAUUUUGGCUGGAUCCCGUCUAUGGGAUCACAGCCAGCUUGCCAUGCCAGGCACAAAUGAUCGGUCUAAUGGCAGCUGCAAGAAAUGGUUGCAGGUGCUGCGGCCUGAUUGCGCAGUCCCCGUACCCUCAUUCCGCACAAGCAUUCCACAGCCCGGGCACUAAUGAUCAAUCUUUGAUGCUCGUCAAUCACUGGACCAAGACGUGUCUGGCAUCCCACCAGAUCUGUAACCACAGACAAACUCGACAAUACCCGAGCCGCCUCUUGUCUAUCGCCAAGGACUCCGUACGGCUUGUACAAACAAUUGACUGGCCCGACCGUCCUCAUUACGCAACUCUGAGCCAUUGCUGGGGCAACAAGAAGUUCCUUAAACUUUUUACAACAAACCUUGAAGAGCUGCAGAGAUGUAUUCCAGCAGAUUCGCUCACAAAGACAUUCACUGAUGCCAUCAAAAUUUCUCGAAGUGCAGGCAUAUCAUAUCUUUGGAUCGAUUCAUUAUGCAUCAUUCAGGACGACCAUCAUGAUUGGGAGGUAGAGUCCAGCAGAAUGACCUCGGUCUACGGCGGGUCUUCUCUCAACAUCGCCGCGUCGUCGGCAAGAGACGGGACUGAGGGCUGCUUUCUGAAACCUGAUGAAUACUUCGCGGGCUUUGCAGCAGAGAUCUGCAUUGAUGGGCAAAAACGAGCGUGUGACUUCAUCCAAGUCGACGAGUAUAGCUACUGCGUUAGCGGAAGUCACUUAGCAUCGAGAGGCUGGGCCUUACAAGAAAAGGUCCUUGCCCCGCGAACAUUACAUUGUGGGGACCGAGGCCUAUUCUGGGAGUGCAGGACCGACAUGGCCUCCGAGUAUUUUCCUGAUGGCUUCAUUGGAGCCAGACGCCAGCUUUCCCCGUAUAGCUUGUUGUUACAUCCAAAUCGGCUGGCAGAUACGUGGGAUCUGGUACGAGACAAGUUCAUUACAUGCGACCUGACUUGCCCUGAAGAUAAGCUAGUGGCUUUGUCUGGCGUUGCCCGCGCAGUCAGCGAGAUGACAGGGGACCAAUACGUCGCAGGUUUAUGGCGCAAGAAUCUGGAGGCCGAACUCUGCUGGAGAGUAUCAAAACCACAACCAAAGCCCCCAUACCGCGCACCAUCAUGGUCUUGGGCAGCAGUGGACGGUCCUGACUAUGCUCUAAUGAGAUAUAUUUACAGCGCUUCUGACACAGCUUACGUUCAUGUGCGCUCCGUAUCUGUGACAAACACCGGUGUCGAUCCCUUUGGAGCCAGGUGGACUUCGAGCUCUCACCGUGGACUUGUCUUGCCGAUUUGGGGCGCGAAGGUCAUGGAUUCCCGUUUGAACUGGAUUGCGCUGAGGAAGAGGACGCGCGUCUGGGACAAGCCGUAUACUUCGUACCUCUCCGAAAAAAGCUUCAAAAUCGACAUUGCCACCGUGAAAGAAGGGACACUUCGGUCAUUGACUCACAGGGAAUGA
Diaporthe amygdali is the source of this 1785-nucleotide messenger RNA. RefSeq names its product heterokaryon incompatibility protein. The transcript has 3 exons. The record is from RefSeq and is a predicted model, not a curated record. The coding region runs from base 1 to 1785 and encodes 594 amino acids. Lineage: Eukaryota; Fungi; Ascomycota; Sordariomycetes; Diaporthales; Diaporthaceae.